This is a messenger RNA of Eimeria tenella, 1938 nucleotides long. Its product is annotated as 50S ribosomal protein L2, putative. Lineage: Eukaryota; Apicomplexa; Conoidasida; Eucoccidiorida; Eimeriidae. The transcript has a single exon. The record is from RefSeq and is a predicted model, not a curated record. Bases 1 to 1938 code for a protein of 645 amino acids. Gene Ontology annotation, molecular function: RNA binding; structural constituent of ribosome. Gene Ontology annotation, biological process: cytoplasmic translation. Gene Ontology annotation, cellular component: ribosome.
AUGCUGGACUCGCUGCUGCGCGGCUGCUGCCCCAGAGCCAAUUCCGGUGUACGUACUCUCCACCUUUUGAACAUCAAAAAUAAAAAAUUUUCUUCUCUCCCAAAAACUUUCCAAAUCCACAAAAGCGCAGCAGCUGCGCGCUGCGGGGCCCCCGUCGGCAGCGCCUCCGCAGCAGCAGCAGCAGCAGCGAGCCCAGCAGCAGCAGCUGCUGCUGUGCCAACCUGGUCACUUGAAAGGCCCUUGCCCUCUUCCAUCAGAGCAGCAUGGGCCCCUUCUAGCCGCCCCAGGGUCCCCCCCAAGGGAGGUCUUCGCGUAGAGGGGGCCCCCCAGGGGGCCCCCCCGGGGACCCCCCGGGGGGCCCCCCUGGUUGCCCGCUUGGGGCCUCUUCCCUUGUGGGGGCCCCUGGGUGCUUCCCCAGGACUUCUCUCGGGACUAGGUGCUCCUUUAUGUGCCCCCUUUGGGGCCUGCCCGGGCCCCUCUGAAAGCUGCCUUAGCCGCCCCUCGGCCCCCCCCCAGGGGGCCCCCCCGGUGCCCCCCCAGGGGCCCCCCAGGGGCCCCCCCGUGGGCGCCCGCGCUCGUGGGUCCCCCUUAAAGCCGCCUGUGGGGGCCCCCGCGGGGCGCCCUCUGGGGGCCCCCCUGGGGGGGCGCCCUCUGGGGGCCCCCCUGGGGGCCCGCCCGGGGGCCCCCCGGGGGCCCCCCCUGGGGGCCCCGGCGAGGGGGUGGCGCUGGGAGUUUCGGGGGUUUUCAGGGUACUACACGCCGAAGGUGCUGUGGCGGCGGAACCGGCCGCCGCCGCUGCUGCAGACCGGCGAGGGGCCCCCGGGGGCCCCCGGGGCUUCGAGUGGGGGCCCCCGUGCUGCGUUCACGCUAGCGAAGCAGCAGCGGCUGCUGGAGCAGCAGGCGCGGGAGGGCCUGAGCAGCAGCAGCAGCAGCAGCAGGAGGGGGGGGCUGCUGUUUGGGGGCCGGCGGGUGCAGCAGCUGGGGCGGCGGCGGGUGCAGCAGGGGGGCCGGAACUGCAGCGGGCAAAUAACUGUGCGGCACCGGGGGGGGCAGCAGCAGCAGCAGCAGCAGCUGCUGCAGGUGGACUGGCUGCGGGCGCGGCGGGGAGUGUGGGGCACGGUGCUGCGGCUGGAGCGGGAGCCGUGCCGCGGGGGCCGCGCAGCAGCAGCAGCAGCAGCGCUGCUGCAGCAGGACGACGGGGCGCUGUGCUACGUGCCCGCUGCUGCUGCUGCUCGCCCGGGGGACCGUUUGCUGGCAGCAGAACACGCGCCGCUGCUGCCCGGCUGCUGCUUGCCGCUGCAGCAGCUGCCGCCGGGCUCCAUAGUCUUUGCUGUUGAGCUGCAGCCGGGCUGUGGGGCCCAGCUAGCCAGGGCCCCCGGGGCCUUCUGCACUGUUCUUUCCAAAGACCCUUUUGCUGCUCUGUUGCGGCUGCCGUCUGGCGAGCUGCGGCGGCUGCCGCUGCGCUGCUGGGCCACGGUGGGGCAGGCCAUGCAGCCGGGGGCGGCGGCGCGGGGCCCCCGGGGGCCCCCCGGGGGCCCCCGCGCCGCGGGGCCCCCGGGGCCGCGAAAAGACCCCCCCUCCUGGGGAAGGCGGGGGCCGCUCGCUGGAGAGGCCGCAGACCCGCCGUCAGGGGCAAAGCCAUGCAUGCAGCCAAACACCCCCACGGGGGCGGCACUAGUCAGAAGAAAGUGGGGAGGGCCCCCGUGUCGCUGUGGGGCGUGUUGCGGGGAGGGUUUAAAACCCGCAGCAAACACAAACCCUCGCCGGGGGUGCUGCAGCGCCGGCGCAGCAAGCGCCUCGCCAGGCUCUUCGGCGCCUUCUGAGCCGCCUGCUGCUGCUGCUGCUGCUGCUGCGGGGAGCGGAGCAGCAGCGGGGGCCGGUGCAGCGGGAGCUGCUGCUGCUGCUGGGAGAGAACCAGCAAUGACGAAGGGCCCUUGA